AUGUUUGUUUCUACGAGAGCUAGUGCUCAUGUCAUGGAAUGUUUACAUGACAACAGUUGUGUGACUUUAACUGCCCCAUCAGGAGCUGGCAAAUCAUUUAUUGCAAGACACACAGCGCUAACUCUACAGAAAGCAGGAUACAAAAUAGUUCCCGUGAUACAACCAGAUGAUAUCAGAAAUUAUUAUCAACCUGGUGAACAGACAGUCUUCGUUGUCGAUGAUAUUUGUGGAAAGUUCAUUGCCAACCAACAACAGAUUGAUAACUGGACACAACUUUUACCUGUGAUUGACACAAUUAUUGCAGACAAAUGUUGCAAGAUUAUUGUAUCAUGUAGGUUACAAGUCUAUAAAGAUGAUAAGUUUAAUAUAUUAUUACCUUUUAAAUCCUGUGAAUGUAACUUGAUAUCAGAUAAACUAUGCCUUACAUCUAAAGAAAAAAAUAGUAUAGCAAGUAAAUAUAUUGGUACCGGAUUUGUUGAUCUUGAUAAGAUAUCAGAAAAUAGUGAUUUUUUUCCUCUUUUGUGCUCUUUAUAUGAUGAGGAAAAACAUGGAGAUGUGAACAAUUUUUUCGAAAAUCCAUAUAUUGUCUAUGAAAGAGAACUAGAUGUUUUAAGUAGGCAAGGUGAUGACGGGAAAUGUAAAAAAUGCUGCCUAGCUUUUUUAGUUGUUUUCAAUAAUCAAUUGAGAGAUAAAUGGUUCAAGGGUAGAAUAACCAAUGAGCAAACACAGAUCAUAAAAGACACAUGUGAGGCUUGUGGAAUUAACAGCAUACCAAAAAUAAAUCUAAAGACAGAACUUGACACUCUAGUUGGUACAUUUGUCUCUAAACAGGAUGGUAUUUACAGAACUAUACAUGAUAAAUUGUUUGACAUCCUUGCCUAUUACUUUGGUAAGAAAAUCAUAGAAUGUGUAAUAGAACAUGGUGAUAGUGGGUUAGUACAUGAACGUUUUAUUUGGCAGACAUCACCAGAUGACGAGAACAGUAACAUAGACUUCAUUAUUGAAAUAUCAGAUGAUCAUUUAGAAUUAUAUUUAGAAAGGUUUGUCAAGGACUGGUUAGCAGAAAAGGUUGCAGUUGUGUUCCGUAACAAUAAUAUGAAAGUAUCAUCAUUCAGACAACAGUUGAUACAGUACUUACAACAACUGGAUACAUUACAGCAGGUUAAAUUAGCUAAUACCAAGGAUACAGUGGAACUAAAGGAGAGCUGUGCAUCAGGGACUACUCCAUUGGUAUGGAGUUGUUAUGAUGGUUAUAGUGAUAUGGUACAGUGGAUGUUACGUAAUUAUGUGGAUGUAGAUCAAUGUAGAGAUGAUGGGGUGAGUGGACUGUUUAUGGCAAGUCAAAAAGGACAUACUGAUAUAGUAAAGUUACUGUUAGAGAGGAAUCCAGAUGUUAAUCUAUGUAACAAGGAUGGCUUGAGUCCUCUGUUACUGUCAAGUCAAAACGGACAUACUGAUAUAGUAAAGUUGCUGUUAGAGAGGAAUCCUGAUGUUAAUCUAUGUGGCAAGGAUAGCUGUAGUCCUCUGUUAAAGGCUAGUCAAAACGGACAUACUGAUAUAGUAAAGUUACUGUUAGAGAGGAAUCCUGAUGUUAAUCUAUGUUACAAGGAUGGCUUGAGUCCUCUGUUACAGGCAAGUCUAAACGGACAUACUGAUGUAGUAAAGUUACUGUUAGAGAGGAAUCCUGAUGUUAAUCUAUGUGACAAGAAUAGAUACAGUCCACUGACAUAG
Molecule: messenger RNA, 1731 nt
Organism: Mytilus trossulus (common blue mussel)
Lineage: Eukaryota; Metazoa; Mollusca; Bivalvia; Mytilida; Mytilidae
Exons: 1
Coding region: 1-1731 (576 amino acids)
Molecular function (GO): protein binding
Source: RefSeq, a predicted model, not a curated record